Molecule: messenger RNA, 1116 nt
Organism: Drosophila pseudoobscura
Lineage: Eukaryota; Metazoa; Arthropoda; Insecta; Diptera; Drosophilidae
Product: INO80 complex subunit B
Exons: 2
Coding region: 89-1066 (325 amino acids)
Biological process (GO): chromatin remodeling
Cellular component (GO): Ino80 complex
Source: RefSeq, a predicted model, not a curated record
UACACCGAUGUGGACUGAUUUCUCAACUAUCGUGCAGUUUAUGGUAUCGCAAUUAUCUUCCAUCCGCAAUUUCUCUAAAAGAUGAUUAAUGUUUAUGAUUUUUGAAAGCCGAAAUUAUCUUGAAAUUAUGGGGAAAGUUGAAGAUCGACGCUCAAAACGCUCAAAACGCCAAAAGCCAGCCAGAUUUGCUUCUCCUACAGAUUCAUCUGUGGCAACCAAUAACGAGCCACCGCCAAACCUCGCUCAAGAGAUUCAAAAAUCUUUCCCGCCUGUGGAACAUUCUAUAAAAAGGGAGGCCCAGACUCGAAAUGUGAAUAUCAUUGAUUUUGUAAAUAAUCGCACAAGACCGGCGAACACAAAAAAAACGGUGCAGGCCUCAACAUCGCCUAGUAAUGCAAUGAAGAAGAUUAAACGACGACGAAACAGUGAUACUUCUAGUGAUGAAGAACGCUGGCUUAAUGCCAUUGAAACUGGGAAGCUAGACGAUGUCGAUGAAGAGUUAAAAAAAAUUAAAGACCCCAAAUUAAUGACAGCUCGUCAACGAGCUAUGUAUGAACGGACACAAGAUGCUGAUACUAAUAUGAUUGGAUUUGUUGAAGAACUGAUUGCACUACCCAGUGGAUAUAAGGAAAAGGAAAAACCUCAAACUGCGGAAGAAAUCCAAAAAGCAGCUUUAAAGUCACAAAAACGUAAGCAACAGGCGGAUGAACGUCGCGAAAAAGAUAAACAAAAAACCAUGGAUCGCUUGCUGAAGAAACAGGAGAGCAGUAAACAACGCUCCGGCGUUCGUAACAAGCAAACACAAAAGCCUUCGCACCCAAAACUUACAUAUAUGAAUACUAUUGAAGGUUCCUACAUCUUGGUACCUCCAGGUCAUGAGUUUCCCAUGGAAGCAAAAGUAUCACGCCCUCCGCCACCAGCUCAGUUUUGCUGCAUUAGUGAUUGCAAAAAUCGUAAGGCAUAUUCCUGCUCCAAAACCAAUGUUCCCCUUUGUAGUCUAGUUUGCUACCGUAAGCAUCUAACAGCCGCAAAACUAGAACAAAAAAAUCCAAACCGUAUUGUUUAAAUGUUUUUAUACAGCUGUUUUUAUUGAUUCAAUAAAAAAUUAUUUAUGAU